Molecule: messenger RNA, 855 nt
Organism: Pelobates fuscus (common spadefoot toad)
Lineage: Eukaryota; Metazoa; Chordata; Amphibia; Anura; Pelobatidae
Gene: DPCD
Product: deleted in primary ciliary dyskinesia homolog (mouse)
Exons: 6
Coding region: 134-781 (215 amino acids)
Source: RefSeq, a predicted model, not a curated record
CCGCGAUACCGGCUGUGGGGGAGGGCGGUGACCCGCCCGGAGCACCCAUCUCGGGUUUCCAUGGAGACCAGCGAGGAGAGGUACCUGUCUCCAUGGAGACGCGGACCGGAAGUGGUGACCGGUGCCGGUUGCCAUGGUGACGCUGGAGCGCGUGGCUGACACGCAGAGCAAGAUGGCGGAGCCGGGCUGGGCGGAGAGCGUGAGGGCGGCCAGGAAAACCUCCCUGCUGCAGGACGGCAAGAGAAAAGUCCAUUACUUGUUUGCUGAUGGUGUAGAAAUGGCAGAAGAAUAUGACUCCAAAACACAUGAACUGUUUGUUAGGAAAUGGAGAAAGAAGACUCCACUUGGAGCAUAUGGUCCGUGGGAAAUUGAAGUUGGAGAAGCACCUCUGCCAGUUAGUGCACUUCAGCCGGACUUUUUAAAGGAAAGCAAUUCAAAUCCUAUUUUUAUACGUAAGGAUACAAAAUCAAGCUUUCAAUGGCGAAUUCGGAACCUGCCUUACCCAAAAGAAGUAUACAGUGUUACUGUGGACAAGGCAGAACGAUGCUGUAUUGUGCGAACAACCAACAAAAAAUAUUAUAAGAAGUUUUCUAUCCCCGAUUUGGACAGAUGCAAUCUUGAGCUGUUUGAAAGUGCAUUAAGCUUUGCACACGCUAAUAACACUUUAAUCAUAAAUUAUCAAAAGCCUAAAGAAAUUCUGGCUAUUGAAGAAGAACUCCAGCGAGAGCUAAAGUCGAUGAAAACGAAUGCUGAUGGAGAUGUUGAAUGCAAAACUCAGUGACUCCAAAACCAACUGGAAAUUUUUAUUCAUGCCACUCAUUGUUUAUAAUUUAAUAAAGUCAUAUGCUUACUAUG